GCUGCAGUACACGAAUAAGCAAAAAAGGUCGCUGUUUUGCUGACUGAGACAAAAAUUGGACAUAUUUGUAUUUAGUCAUUAUCCAAACAUAUUUAUCUACUUAAUAGUAGCGACCUUUGUUGCUUAGAACAUUCACAUCCAUUCACUCCCUUGACCAACAAGUGUGCAGCAACGAGAAGUAUUUUUCUUGGAAUUCAAAUUUUUAAAAUUUCCAUCACCUCCAUCACUCCAAAAGAUUGUGUAAAAAUGGAUUCCGACCCACCUUCCCCCACCGACGAUCCCACCACCAUCAAAAUCAACUUCCCUCUCGAUUUCACGACCAAGUUAGACAGUCUGCUACAGGAUUAUAGCAACAAGGACGAAAUCAUGUCUGAAGCCAUGGCCGCGUUGGGGGACACAAUUUCAAAAUUUUCCUCCCAUCUCUCCUCCCCUGCUAACAUGUGGAUCAUUUUCGACGCGAUGAGAGAAUUCGCCUUCGAGGAGAAACGUUUCUUCAACCUAUUCAACUACACGAACCAAGUCGCGCUAAUUCUGGACAGGACUUUGGAAAGUGCUGAACGAACUGAAAGAAUCACAGAACUUAUCCGCGAUUUUAAGACAAACGUUGAUUUUGCCGAUAAGCUUGACCAACUCGAGCCGGAUGUGGCGAAAUGGGUGCUUGAAAAUGGAGAUAAGAUAACCCCCAUUUACACCAAAUUGUUGCAAAUUGUGCUCGAGAAGGUUGGAUUUCCAUUGCAACAAAAAAGUUGGGCACGUGCCAUCCAAAUUUUACAAAAUGGAAAUUUCAUACUUUUACCCCCUGAGGAUGAGAAUAUUUGGCUGAUUGAAGUGGAAACGUCCCUGCUCAACCGUGCCCCAUCUGACCUGGAUCAUCAAGGUCGAACCGAAUUUUUAACACUGCUCCAACUCUCCAUCAGGAAGUCGCUGAAUAUGAAACAAUUUAAAGAUUUGGUCAAAAAGAUUCUCAAAGUGUCGAAUGACAAAACUGUGAGGAUUUUGAUAAUAAAAGUAAUCCUGAAAGCAGUCCAGCUUUACGUGUAUUCGCCAAUGUUUGUAAUUCCGGUCAAGUUUUUGAAAAUGAUGAGGGAAAUUAGUCCCAUCGCGGAAAUUGUGAAUUUUACCGAAGUAAUGAUGUCUUAUGUGAGGGAGAUUUUGGAAAAUUGCAAGGUCACCAGGUACGUCGAAAAAAUGGUGAAAAUACUCAGUUUUCAAGAUUUGGAGGGACUCUUCAUCGGCGACGUGGUGAACGGCGUGGUUGCCAUGACGACAAGUCAACUACAUCCGAUCGACAGUAAAGUGUAUGCCGCUGUUUUCAAGGUGUUGCGAAAAAAUAAUGGAAAACUCGCUCUGACCGCGAAAAGUGCAGAACAAUUGCUCACUUCAGCGAAAAAUCUAAUUGAACCUGAUAAUCUGGACAAAUUUGCACUACUGGUUUUUCAACUGAUCGAAAUUUGUGUCGGAUCGGACCAGAAUUUUUCAGAUGCGGACGCCAAGAAUAAAUUCAUGUCAGAUUGUGGCACCCUGUUCAAAAAUCUAUUAAUCACCGCAGUCGAGGUAGCCGACAAGAAAAUGAUGUCCGCCACAGUGGAAAAAUUUUAUAAAUCUAUAUCCACCCAAAUUGGCCUCGACUUGUGGAUAAAUCUUUUAAAAAAUGAACAAUUCGAUGACACUGGAACCUUGGCGAACUCAAUUUUAGCCAACAUUUCAUUCUCGGAUGAAACGUGGGAUUCUAUCCUGAACGAAGUCGUUUGGAAGGAGACGCCAUCUCGCGAGGAUAACAUUUAUCGUGGCCUCGUCACUUUGGCGAGUAAUUCAAAAUUCCCGCGCUCUCGGGUCGUCGACGUUGUGAAACAUCGCUAUUGCGAGUUAACCCUGAACUUUUUCAUUGCUUGGAUUAAUAACAAGAAAAAUGAAAAGAUUACCCAGCAAGUGGGCGAAGUUUUAAAACACGGCACAAAAUAUGAAGAGUGGAUGAAUCAGAAUAAGCCAGAAGAUUUCAAUAAUUUGUCAACACUGUUGAGUAAAUUUAAGGAUUUUACUUUCCUCAAAGAUGCUCCUUCCGAGAUCAAAUUAUUUUAUGAGUUGCACAAAGCUCUAGUCUUUGUAGUGGGCGGAGAGACCAAGAGGAUGAAAGGGGUCAUCCGGUUUCAUCCAGUUUAUUGGCUCAAAUGGAUGGCUUGGCAGAUAAUCUUUGUCUUUGGGGUGAAUAUCGGGGUUGAUUGGGAUUUAAAGUUGAUAGAUAAGGUAGACCGUAAGUCGGUUGGGUUGGGGGUGAAGUUGCUGUUGGAGUUAAGGGAAGGUUCCCGGUUGGUGUUCGAGGAGGCCCAGGUGAAAAUUAUUAAGUUGCAGUUGGACGAGUUAAAAAGGGCGGAAUGGGUGACCGAGGAAAUCAAAGGGGACAUUAGAAAAGUGCAGGAUAUGAUGGGGAGAAGGGUAUAAAUAAUUGUGGCAUAGAGUUUUAGUCUUACUCUGCCCCUAUUCAAUAUCUUUCAGUGUUAAUGUCUAAAAUGACAUCAGUUUCAUUAGUUUUGAGAUAAAUGUAACGAUAUCUAAUUAUGUUUGCAGUUCAAUAAUUAUGCUGGAAAAAGAAAUAAUAUAAAAAGUUUCUAAGGUCAAAGUUUCCAAUUUAAUUAGUUAGAUGGGUAUAAAUUAGUCCCUCAUAAUCUGAAUAGAAUUAAGCUAAUUGAUUUGUCAAUGUCUGAAAUUAUCUCAUUGUAACAAGUUUCGUUACAUCUUUCGUUUUUCCGCUAUGUACAGACAAUACAAAUAAAUAUAUAAUAUCUUGAGUUUUAACCAAUUUCUGCAAUCGGAUUUCUGCAAAUUGAAACUAAAUAUGUGCAAGUUAAAAUAACCUAUAAUCUUUUUGCUACCUUUUCCUAUCUUUUUGUAUUUGUAUGUAAGUUUGGAGAUUACGGGCAAAUAAAAUCCAAGACAAAUUUGAUUUGCCGAGAUUUCAUAAUA
Molecule: messenger RNA, 2961 nt
Organism: Folsomia candida
Lineage: Eukaryota; Metazoa; Arthropoda; Collembola; Entomobryomorpha; Isotomidae
Exons: 3
Coding region: 247-2439 (730 amino acids)
Source: RefSeq, a predicted model, not a curated record